Messenger RNA from Cyclopterus lumpus (lumpfish), 3209 nucleotides. Its product is annotated as zinc finger protein 135. Lineage: Eukaryota; Metazoa; Chordata; Actinopteri; Perciformes; Cyclopteridae. Gene Ontology annotation, biological process: regulation of transcription by RNA polymerase II. Gene Ontology annotation, molecular function: RNA polymerase II transcription regulatory region sequence-specific DNA binding; DNA-binding transcription factor activity, RNA polymerase II-specific. The transcript is spliced from 3 exons. The coding region runs from base 186 to 1673 and encodes 495 amino acids. Gene Ontology annotation, cellular component: nucleus. The record is from RefSeq and is a predicted model, not a curated record.
GCCGCAGCAGCGGUUGCUAGCCGACAGGCUGCCGCUGCUAUCUGGCUGAGAUGUGACUGAAGCUCCGGGGAAGAGAAGCGACAGAGGCCGAAGAGAAGCGCACAUUCCCCGGUUCAGACUCCCGGUUCACUCGCUGUAGCUGCUGCUCCUCUUCCUCCUUCCCCCCCGGCCUCCCUCGGUUCAGGAUGGAGGACUCGGAGACGGAGCUGGCGGUGUCUGAGUCGGACGCUCUGGGUGCAGACUUCAUCACGGUGGAGCUGGACACGCAGCCCAUUGAGUACGUGGUGAAGUGGGCCGAGGUCGGGUCCAAGUUCACCAUCUCCUGCGUGAAGAAGGACUCGGAGGACCCGGCCGAGCUAACGGCCGAGCAGCUGAAGGUGGAGGCGGACGAGGCCUUCUUCGCCCCCUACGAGGAGGUGUUCCCCUGCGAGGUGACGGAGCAGAGCGUGGAGAUCAAGACUGACUCCGACGAGGAUGAGGAGGAGGACACGGAGGAGGAGCAGGAGUUGCCGGAGGAGGAGGCGGGCAGCAGCCAGCCAGACGGCGAGGCGGACUCGGACCUGGCCGACUUCGAACCUGACGAGCGUCAGUACCGCUGCAGCUACUGCGGGAAGAGCUACAGCCACGCCUCCAGCCUGUACCGCCACCAGCAGACGCACAGCGGCAGGGCCGCCGGGCAGGCGCCGCCUGCCAAGAGGGCGCUGGAGCCGGCGCAUCAGGAGGCCCGGUACACCUGCCCCCACUGCGGCAUGAGCUUUAAGGGCAGCAGGAUGUUGGGGAGUCACCUGCGGCUGCACGGGAAGCGGCGGAUCCACCCCUGCAACAUCUGUGGGAAGGAGUUCAACCACAGCUCCAGCCUGUCGCGUCACCGCCUCAUCCACAAGAAAGGGAAGGGCCUUCCCAAGGAAGUUGCCAUAGGCCACAACAUGGCCGCCCUGCGCCACUCGCUGAAGGCCGGUGGCAAGAACAAGAAGCCCAAGCGGCAGCAGCAGAGGCAGCAGCACGUGGUGGCAGCGGCCGUCAUGGAGAGUCAGGUGGGCGAUAAGUUCUACGCCUGCCCGCAGUGCGACAUGAGCUUCAGGACGUCCACGCAGCUGUCCAAGCAUCAGGUGACCCACGUCAAGGAGCUGCUGGACAACUAUACGCCUGGCAAGGAGAACCUCGGCGAGACCUCAUCAGACCUCAAGAUCCGCCUCAAGCUCUGCUCACGCGACAAGCCCAACUUUUAUACCCUCUGCAAGAAAAACCGCCGCCGCCGGGCAGGCCGGGUCGGCAAGCGGGGAUCCACCACCUCUGAGGAGGAACGAGGAGGUGGAGCCGGAAGAGGAGGAGCUGGAGGAGGAGGCCGCCACGGGUGCAGCCAAUGCGGGAAGCGGUUUAGCCACGCCUCCAGUUUGGCUCGGCACCAGCAGACCCACCGGGACGUCGGCGGGAGGGGGAAGCUGCAGCAGCACCACUACCAGAAGCAGCUUCACGUCAAGACUGCACUCCCCGCUAAGACCAAGACCUACACCUGUGCGGCCUGCAACAAGACCUUCAUGCACUCAUCCAGCUUCUCCCGCCACAAGAAGGCCCACUUGGAGGAGGAGCAACGGGGCCGGGCCGCCGCCGCCAAGCGCCGGAAGAGGGUUGUCCUAGACGAGACCGCUCCGCUGGAGUCCGACUCCGAGUGACGUCACCCGGCUCUGGACUGGGUUCGGACCAGUUUUUUGACCUGUUCUGGGUCGGUUCUGAAUCAGCACUGACUGGUUCUGGACUGGUUUGGGGCCAGUGCUGGAAAAGUUAUAAUUUAAAAUCGUUCUGGACCAGUUCUCCACCAGUUCUGGACCAGUUGGGGAUAGAUUCUGGGCGGCCCGUGGCAGUUUGUUUGUCCAGGUUUUGUGAACUGGAUCUGGUUGAUUCUUCUCUGGUGUAGAUAGCCGCAGGAGGCGGGGCAUCUCUAUAUAUGGUCAUACCUGGCCGUUAGCUCUUAAGGAUGUUCCCCAUGCCCUGCCCCUCCUCCCACCCAAGCCCUGCCUCUCCUCCACCUGUCUGUCAGGUUGCACAGAGUCGCUGUUCGCUUUCACUCUGCCCCCUCUACACACCAUUUCCCGUCAGCCACCUGGGGAGAGAGCUGGGAACGACUGACAUCGGCACUGCUUCUUACCAUUAUAGCACAGCACGCAGUGCAUUAUGGGAAACUGAUUCUCCGUACAACAGAUUCAUAACAAAAAUCAAAGCUGUGGAUUCAGCUGAAAACGGGUCCAGGUCUGAUCUAGUUCUGGUUUGAUCUGGGUCUGAUCCGGUUCUGGUCUGACCUGGUUCAGUUCUGAUCUAGUUCAAGUCUGAUCGGGUUCAGCUCUGAUGGCUCAUCUAGCUGUUUCUGUUCUUUGCUCCCAGAGUGAUUGUGAUUGGCUGGUUCUUGCAGCGCUCUGAUUGGUUGUUCAUAGCUUGCAGAGAGCUGAUUGGUCGAGUCGACGUUUGCAUGAACAACCUGCAGCUAGUCGGCCAUCUUUGUAGUUUCUUGGCGAUGUUGGAGGGUAAACUGCACUUCUUAUUUAUGAAUUUGGAACGAUGUAAUAUAUAAAUAUUUAAAUGUGACUCAAGAAAAAAGAAAGUGUGUCUAGUUGCCCUCGUUACCGUAGCAACAUCGUCUUCGGGCAGACUCCAGCAGACGUCCAGAUUUUCAAAGUUAAAGCCUCCUUUUAAAAAGAAUCCUGUAAAGUUAAAACUCUUUCUGAAGCAACAAAAGAAUCCAAACGUCUAAGAAGUUAUUUAAAGACUCUAACGGACGUCUUGGACCAAACCGGGACCAGGUCUUCCUCCCUGACAGGACACCCCACCCCCCACCCCUCAAGACACUUUGAGUUUGUGAAAAACAUUUUACUGUGUGAAUUGGAUUUGACUUAAUUUAAUGGUGAGCUAUUUAUAAGUGUGUGUCGGCAGCAGACUGUCGUAGAAAUACUCGGAAGAAGUCCUCCUCCCCUUUCUCUUUCUCCUCUUCCUCCUGCUCCUCCCUUUUCCUCUUCCUCCUGGUUUUUGUUCUCUUGGUUCCUUAAAGCUGCCGUUCUCUUCAUUUUGUCCACGCUGGUUUGGUUCCUCUUCAGUUGCUGGUUCCAGCUCCACCUGCAGAUAGAAGGUUGUUCGUCAUUGUGUCGUGUUUGCCAAUAGAAUAAAAACCCAGUUGACAUGUUUUGUCUUGCGUUUUGUAAUAAACCUUUAAAAAAAGA